AUGGCACUGUUCUUCAAACGGCUGGCCAAAGCUGCACCGAUCACAUUCGCUCACGGAUUUCGAGGCCAAUCCAAGUCGAGUUUCACCAACUCUCGACUCCCCUUAGGAGCAAUUGCUGCGAUUUCUGGUGGAAUCUCGUACUACUACUUCUUUCCUUCGCCAAAUUUGGUUUAUUUAGAGCAUAUACAUGAAGAAAGUGGUCCGAAAGUUGCUCUCAAUCCUGAUAAAUGGAUUGAAUUUGAGCUGCAAGAUAAAGCGAAGGUCAGCCACAAUAGUCAGCUGUUCAGGUUUUCAUUUGAUCCCGCUGCCAAGUUGGGCCUUGAUGUGGCAUCAUGCUUAAUUACAAGGGCGCCAAUAGGCCAAGAUGCUGAUGGAAAAAUGAAAUACGUUAUUCGCCCGUAUACCCCUAUAUCAGAUCCAAAUGCCAAGGGAUAUUUUGAUCUAUUAAUCAAGGUGUAUCCAGAAGGGAAGAUGAGUCAGCACUUUGCAAGCUUAAAACCAGGCGAUGUGGUAGAAGUGAAAGGGCCCAUUGAAAAGCUCAGAUAUACUCCCAAUAUGAAGAAACACAUUGGCAUGAUUGCUGGUGGCUCAGGCAUCACUCCAAUGCUUCAGAUAAUUGAUUCUAUUCUGAAGAAUCCUGAUGACAACACCCAGGUUUCGUUGCUCUAUGCUAAUGUAUCCCCAGAUGACAUACUGCUCAAACAGAAGCUUGAUGUGCUUGCUGCUAGCCACCCCAAUUUGAAGAUAUUCUACACCGUAGAUAAUCCGACAAAGGAUUGGAGGGGAGGUGCAGGUUACAUAUCAAAGGAUAUGGUUGUGAAAGGAUUACCUGGUCCUAGUGAUGAUACUCUUAUUCUUGUAUGUGGCCCUCCUGGACUGAUGAAACAUAUAUCUGGCGAUAAAGCCAACCGCUCACAAGGCGAGCUCACUGGUAUACUAAAGGAUCUUGGGUAUACGGAAGAAAUGGUAUACAAAUUUUGA
This is a messenger RNA of Ilex paraguariensis (yerba mate), 981 nucleotides long. The record is from the annotation of a GenBank genome assembly. NCBI's taxonomy places the organism in Eukaryota, Viridiplantae, Streptophyta, Magnoliopsida, Aquifoliales, Aquifoliaceae.